UGGGAAAGUAUUUUGAAAAUCUGAAAGAUGAAUAUAUGAAGUGUUGUCUCUUUCCAGUGUGGUCCUGGAAAAUAGUGAAUAGGAAGUUGUGUCUUUGAUACCAGAUCCAGAUAUUGCGGGUUGGGUUGAGCUCAGCAGAAGCUAAUUCUUUCAAGGUGUGGUGGUGGGAGUUUGCUUAAUGAAAAGCCUUCCUUAGACAUCUGAUAUUUCUGAUUGCAGUUUUAUAAGUAUAGCAUACGAUGUUUUUUUGUUCUGAUUUUUCUGAAUUUUUGGAAUGGUUCCCUAAUAAUAUCAAUGAUGCAAAAGUCAUUUUCCAAAUGGAUAUAAUGACAUAAACGAUUAUUGAGUAAGUAGAACAAACUCCAUAAGCAGACAAUUUACCUCCUUUCAUGACAAUGGACCAGCACAUAAUAACUUCUUUAAAAAUCCAUAAAAGUAUGUUCUAAUUAGAAUUCCCUUAUAAUCUUCCAUCAGGAUAUGAGAAUAUUGGAUUAAUUGAUCAGGGCCAUGCAUGGUAUCUUCUACUAUUCCCCUAUCUAUUCGAUAAAAUGAAGACAGGAAAUUGUUAUCACAUCAGAGGAACUUAAUCAAGAACCUGAUACUGUCAACAUGAAACAAGAACCAACACUCAAACUAUUCCACCAUCCUCUAUAUAAACACAUGCAUGAUGUGCUCCUCCAGCUUUGUCAAGAAUUGAAAUAGGAGAAGGGAGAAAGGGCACCAACCAGAGGAGGUUAUGGCACAGGUGGCAUGUAAUGAUCUUGGGGGAAUUUACAAGAAGUUCAAGCCACACCUCCUCAUGGUUUUAGCUCAGAUGGGCUAUACAUUUCUGUAUUUUAUCACAGAAGCUUCCUUCAAUCAUGGGAUGAACCCUCAUGUCUACAUAACUUAUCGACAUAUUGUGGGCGGUGUAGUGAUGUUCCCUUUUGCCUAUGUUCUUGAAAGGAAAGACAGACCAAAGCUCACAUUAGCUCUUUUCUUGGAACUUUUUGUUCUUUCGCUUCUGGGGGUGGGUUUGACUUUAAACAUGUACUUUGCAAGCUUAAGAUAUACCUCUCCUACCUUCCUUGCAUCAAUAAUCAACACCAUAGCUUCCGUAACUUUUGUAAUUGCGAUUGUAAUCAGGUUGGAGGUUCUUAAUCUUCGAAAUCCUCGUGGGUUAGCGAAAGUUUUGGGAACCCUCGUCUCCUUAGCUGGUGUAAUGACCAUGACAUUGUACAAGGGGCCUAUUGUGAGAAAUUUAUGGCAUCCAUUAAUCCAUGUCGAAGGAAAAUUCUCCAUCCAUGAGAACUGGUUGAAGGGUUCAAUUCUUACUGUUGCAAGCUGCAUAUCAUGGUCUAUCUGGUACAUUAUGCAGGCAAUUACAUUGAAAAGAUAUCCUGCACAACUGUCACUGACUACCUGGAUGAGCUUCAUAGGGGCAGCACAAUCAGCUAUCUUCACAGUGUGUAUAGAACAUAGACGAGCUGCUUGGACAAUUGGAUUCAACAUCGACCUCUGGUCCAUAUUAUAUGCUGGAGUAGUGUGCUCUGGUCUUAUAAUCUUCAUUCAACUAUGGUGCACAGAAGAGAAGGGGCCAGUUUUCGUGACCAUGUUUAAUCCCGUUUCAACAAUAUUGGUGGCUGUUCUAGCAUACUUCGUCCUCGGUGAAAGACUUUAUACCGGCAGCAUACUGGGGGCAUUUAUUGUCAUCCUUGGCCUGUACUUGCUGUUGUGGGGAAAAGAAGGAGAUGAAGUAUACAUCAAGUCAGAAGAGUCCUCUUAUCAGACAACAUAUGAAGAGCACAAGGAUAAUAACAUACAGAAAAUCACUUCAGCUAAGAAGGAUGUGCUACACGGUGAACCCUAAAGGUUAGAUUGGAUCAUUCCCUAGAAUCCAUUGAGAGAGGGAAUCGAAAACCAAUAAAACUGUGAACAAGAAGAAGAUGAUGAAAGUAACAAGAAAAGUUGUGCGAGCAAACAAGGGAGGAAGAGAAAGGAAGUCCGCUUUAAACUUGCUCAUACACAAGCUGCAGGAACCCGUGGCUCGCUCGAAAAAGUGUCCAUUGAUUAAUGCAUCAUUUUUCCUAUAGAAGUCUACUUUAAACUUCCUUAUGUUUGAGCAGGACACUUUCUGUGUCAUUUGUAAUAUUUUGUUAGCUCUUUUAUUUAUGGAAUGCGAUCUUGGCAUAGGGUCUGCAGCAGCAAGAGAAGUGUUAUUUACAAUUGUGUCAACAACAAAUGGUUACCAAAAUAAGUCAGUGGAAGCAGAGGGAUGUUGGCUUAGUGUUUGGUUACUGGCAGGUGAAAGUUAG
This is a messenger RNA of Prunus dulcis (almond), 2294 nucleotides long. RefSeq names its product WAT1-related protein At4g08300-like. NCBI's taxonomy places the organism in Eukaryota, Viridiplantae, Streptophyta, Magnoliopsida, Rosales, Rosaceae. The record is from RefSeq and is a predicted model, not a curated record. The transcript has 7 exons. Bases 737 to 1849 code for a protein of 370 amino acids. Gene Ontology annotation, cellular component: plasma membrane. Gene Ontology annotation, molecular function: transmembrane transporter activity.